Molecule: messenger RNA, 3730 nt
Organism: Doryrhamphus excisus (bluestripe pipefish)
Lineage: Eukaryota; Metazoa; Chordata; Actinopteri; Syngnathiformes; Syngnathidae
Source: RefSeq, a predicted model, not a curated record
CAUAAAAGGCAAUAUCCACAAGGCUCUUGUUCUCGAGCACCCCUCUGCCGAUGAAUGAAAUGGUUCAGUCCGCCACAAUGCAGGCGAAGUAGUCUCGUUAGCUAGCUACUAGCUAGCUAUUAUCUCGGCCACGAGUGUGUAAACGAAGUUAUUCGCCUGACCUUACCUCAAUUAAAGCUACUUUAUAGAUUUCAAAUCACAAAAUAGGAAACUAUAGUAAAAAAAGUGCCGUUUUUCGUUACAAAUGUUGCUGUUGACUGUAAAACCUGUGCAUUAGCCUGUUCGCUUCAUGGCUAAACUACUGCAGUGGAACCGCCGAGUUCCAAAUGGAUGAAUUCAUUAGUAAAUAAUUUCAACCGGCCUGGCUCGUCAAUGGGAGGGAAGGAAGGAAGGAAAGAAAGAAAGAAAGAAAGAAGCGAAUGAGGUCAGACGUUCCGCCGACACGGAGCGUCCAUACGUCCCAGCAGACCCGAAGCUGGCGCUUACGUAACUACGGGACUCUGAUCGAUCCUCGCUCGGGUGGCCAAAAGAAUUCCGAGAGCUUCCAGUGGAAAAGUGGUGAGCAGGUCCAGGUUUCCGCCUCCGUUUCGUAACUUUGACAUGUUAUCUUGCUCAGGAAGCAAGGAGGCAUUUAAGGAGGCAUUUAAGGAGUAUCACAACAAUAUGGAGGGAACGACAUAUGGAAGGGAACGACAUAUGGAAGGGAAUUCCCAUGUUGAAUAUGUUUCGAGGGACUUGGAGGCUGGCCCAGUACCACAGCACGAGGUCCGUGGAUCAAGAUGACCCCAACCUCGCGUCCCACAAGGUCCUCAAUCCGGGGUCGGAGAAGGCCUUCCCCCUUGAGGAGGUCUCCCCGUACGCCAGCGUCUUGUCCUGCAGUCGCUCCUACAUGGAACACACCGCGGAGGUCCUGCCGGGUUAUGACCCCCAGGACGCCACCCGGCCCGCCGGCUUGGUCUUGAGCCCACGCAUUGAGAUCACACCAUCCCGGGAGCACUUCAGCCACGCUCGGGACUCCCUCCAGAACCAGCACCCCGGCGUCAACAGCCCGCGGCCCACCCUCACCGUGCCCGGCCACGAGAACCUGGCCUACCGCGAGCCCCAGUGCCUGAGCCCCGCCAGCAGCAACUCGUCCACCAGCUGGCACUCGGAGAGCUACUCCCCCUGGGCGUCCCCCUGCGUGUCCCCCAGCGGCGGCCACAACCCGGGAGACCUGUGCCCCCGCUUGCAGAACAUCCACGCGGGCUCCCCACGCACGUCCCCGGGCACCUCGCCGAGCGGCGGCCUGGCGGAGGACGGCGGUCUGGGAGCGUGCUCGCCCUCCCCGCACUCGGGGUCCCGCUCCACCUCCCCGCAAGGUAAACGCACCUACGACAUGUACAGGAACCUGGCUUUGGUGCCCGGCAUCCGCUCCCGCAGUCCAUCCCCCCAUGCCGGCCACGAGGCGGGCGCCAGCUAUGUGCACGACGGCGUCAACGGUUUCAGCAGCUGCCUGCCCACUAAGAUGGUCAAGACCUCCAACCAGGUCUACAGCCUAUACCCGGAACCCCACACCGAGGGGAACUGCUUGGUGCCAUGUGACCAGGACCUCAAACCUUCCCCGGAACCGUUCUUUGUCAUCCCGCCCAUCUGGUCCAAGCCGUUGGUCUCCGGCAUCUGCAGCGUCCCGGUGGCGUCCCUCCCCCCUUUGGAAUGGCCCGUGCCCAGCCGCGCAGACCGCUACGAGCUCCGGAUCGAGGUGCAGCCAAAGCCGCACCACCGGGCUCACUACGAGACGGAGGGAAGCAGGGGCGCCGUCAAGGCCCCCACGGGAGGACACCCUGUGGUGCAGCUGCGAGGCUACAAGGGCAAAGACCCCAUCGGCCUGCAGAUCUUCAUCGGCACGGCGGACGAGCGCAUCCUCAAGCCGCACGCCUUCUACCAGGUGCACCGCAUCACCGGGAAGACGGUGACCACCAACAGUUUGGAGAAGGUGCUCAACGGCACCAAAGUCCUGGAGAUCCCCCUGGAGCCCAAAAACAACAUGAGGGCAAUCAUCGACUGCGCCGGCAUCCUGAAGCUGCGGAAUGCCGACAUCGAGCUGAGGAAGGGCGAGACGGACGUGGGGCGAAAGAACACGCGGGUGCGCCUGGUGUUCCGCGUCCACGUCCCCCAGCCCGGAGGACAGCACGUCUCCCUCCAAGUGGCCUCGCAUCCCGUGGAGUGCUCUCAGCGUUCCGCACACGAGCUUCCCGUGGUGGAGAAGCAGGACCUGGACGGCUGCUCCGUGCUGGGGGGCCAGCAGAUGAUCCUGACCGGGCAGAACUUCAGCUCCGAUUCCAAGGUGCUGUUCGUGGAGAAAACGCACGAUGGGAUGCAGAUUUGGGAGAUGGAAGCAUCCGUGGACAAAGAUAAGAGCCAGCCUAGCAUGCUGUUCGUGGAGGUGCCCCGCUACCGCGACGCGGCCGUCUGCCGUCCCGUCAAGGUGACCUUCUGCGUGGUGAACGGGAAGCGGAAGCGCAGUCCACCUCAGCGCUUCACCUACACGCCGCUGCCAUCUCCGCCCAUCAAGACCGAGCCCUUGGACGAGUACGAAUCCGACCACACGAGCUUCAGCGUGCCCCCCAUCGCGGGCGUCUCCCCUCAUUCCUACUACCACGGCCCCCGGGGCGUCCCGCACCUGGAUCACGGCCCGGGUUCCGGCAUGGCGUCCUGCCAGCGCCUCAGCGCCGGCGUCCCCAACCAGAGCCCGGCCAUUGUCUUCUGCCGCGGCACCGGCACCUAUCAGCAGACGGGCCCCCUGAUUCCCGACCCGCACCGCUCCGUCCUGGUCCACACGGGCUCCCCGGCACUACCCCCCGUGGGGACGGGCCAGAACCCUUCCAUCAUCCGGUUCUCCCCCACCAACCCGCACCACGCCCAGCCCGAUAACCGGGCUGUGGUCUACUGCCAAGGCUACUCCCCCCCGGGGCCUCGCUCCUCCACGCCCCCCCUGGGGGCCGGCGAGCCCUCUCAGCAGUACGCCACGGUGAUCCAGCAGCAGACGCACGUCCACAAGAAGGGCCGAGGCGCUAGCGGGGAGACGCCCGCCGACAGACCCAGGGUGACGGUGAAGGAGGAGAACCUGGACCAGGCCUACCUGGAUGAUGGUGAGUUGAACGAGAUCAUCCGCAAGGACCUGACCGGCGUUGAAGGUGGAGGGCGGCCGUAGGUCUGAGGAAGCGUGGCCAUCCAGUACAUGGACGCCCCCUGCUGGCUUUGUGCAUCUUUUUUUUCUUGUCAAACAACCAAAGAAGCCAGAAGGAACGUGCCUUACGUAGCGUUUGGGGUCCACGCCUCAUCACGCUCUUCUUUACCUUCACGUCCGUUUCAUGGAAGAACGUCCAAGUUCCUGGGUCCAUCAUCUCCAAGAAGACCCAAAGUGAUGCCUUCUCACCAAACCAGCCCAGCUGUGAUGUGAUGAAAUAAUGCCUACACACAAGAUGGCCACGUGGGAAUAUUUCAUAUUUCCCUGGACGUGGAUUAGAAAAAGGUUGAAGGUUUGAAGGCUGUGGUAACUCAAGCGCUUUAUUUCACAUCCAUUGAAUGUAAUCGACCCUCUUUUUCUUCCUUUGUAAAUAUCAACCUCUCAUUUGUACGCUCAUUUCAUGCAUCAUAUAUUCAUAUUUGACGCACAACAAUCAUUGUAUUUUCUAUGGGAUGUCUACUUUAUGGCUCUUUUUGUAUUCUUAAAAGGUAGCAAUAAAGUAUA